Molecule: messenger RNA, 10066 nt
Organism: Culex pipiens pallens (northern house mosquito)
Lineage: Eukaryota; Metazoa; Arthropoda; Insecta; Diptera; Culicidae
Gene: Mnn1
Product: menin
Exons: 2
Coding region: 175-2118 (647 amino acids)
Biological process (GO): negative regulation of cell population proliferation; regulation of transcription by RNA polymerase II; negative regulation of cell cycle
Cellular component (GO): nucleus; histone methyltransferase complex; chromatin
Molecular function (GO): chromatin binding; transcription cis-regulatory region binding; Y-form DNA binding
Source: RefSeq, a predicted model, not a curated record
AAAAGCCAACGCACAAGAAAACAAAAAAAAAGGUGAAUCACAAACGUCAAAUGAAGAAAAUUUUGCGCCGACGUUGAGGUGAAAAAAGGCAAAACGUACGCGCCGUGCUGAAAUAAUUGGCUUUCGCGCGCGGGUUAUUCGGUGGCCAUUCCGCGGAACUCCCGCUCCGCCACCAUGACGGAGUUUUGCGACGACGUAAUUAAGCUGUUCCCGCUGCGGACCAUCCAGGAUGUGAUCAAGCUGUUUCGGCAGCAGCUGAACAAUCGGGACGACGAUCCGGACCUGACGCUGCUGUCGAUCGUGACCGGGCUGAUCGAGCACUCGCUGACCACCAAGGUGCUGGAAUCGUCGGGACCAGCGGGUGUGCAGCCGCACAUUGAAGUCAUAAGCAACUUCCCGGUCAUCAAGUACGACGUCAUAGAGGCACUGUACAAGAAGUUUAAAGCCGUGCUGGCACCGAUCGAGAAGCUGCUGGUCAAGACGGACUCCAAAUUUGCGAGUCGGGAGAUCAUCAAGAAGGUGUCCGACAUUAUUUGGAACUCGCUGCUGCGAAGUUCGUACAAAGACAGGGCUCAUCUGCAGAGCUUGUACAGCUAUUUGUGUGGAAACAAGUUGGACUGCUUCGGGGUUGCGUUCGCCGUGGUGGCCGGCUGCCAGAUGUUGGGAUUCCGCGACGUGCACCUGGCCAUUUCCGAGGAUCACGUGUGGGUAGUUUUCGGCAAGACCGGAGACGAAACCAUCGAAGUGACCUGGCACGGCAAGGGUGCCGAAGACAAACGUGGCCAGUCGGUUGCUGCGGGCGUCGAGUCCCAAACGUGGCUGUACGUGGCCGGCCAUCCGGUCGUUUGCAAUCGCUACAUGGAGGUGGCGGCCAUCGUUUCCGCCAUCAACCCCUCGUUGACGGCCACGAGCGCUUGCUUGGAAGUCGCGGACUUGCAGCAGCAGUUGCUGUGGCAGCUGUACGACAUGGGUCACCUGAAGAAGUACCCGAUGGCGCUGGGCUGCCUCGGGGAGCUGGAGGAAGUUUCGCCGACCGCGGGCCGACGCAGCUGCGAGGAUCUGUACAACGAGUCGGUGCGGUCGGCGCAGAUCUGCUACAAGAACCAUCACGUCUAUCCGUACACGUAUCAGGGUGGAUUCUACUACCGGCGGAACAAGUACCGGGAGGCGUUUGCCUCGUGGGCCGACAGCAGCGACGUCAUUAGACUCUACAACUACUCCCGGGACGACGAGGAGAUCUACAAGGAGUUCCUGGACAUUGCGAAUGAGCUGAUCCCGCAGGUGAUGAAGUUGGAGAGUUCGGGCCACUCGGCGCGCAGUAUCCUGCGGGAUUCGCACUGCUUCGCGAACCUGCUGCGCUUCUACGACGGUAUUUGCUGCUGGGAAGAGGGCAGCCAGACGCCGAUUCUGCACAUUGGCUGGGCCAAGCCGCUGGUCGCGACGAUCGCCAAGUUUGACCACGACAUCCGGUCGCAGGUCGUGAUCCGGUGCAGCGAGCAGAGCCCGCGGACGUUUCACGCCAACGGGAAUCUGGGGGCCGUGGAGGAGCCGGGCAAACCGCUGACCAACAACAAUAACAAUAUUGUGUGCAAGGCCGAUGCGAAUCUGGAAAACGGGAAGGCUAGCGGGCUGCCCAAGUCGCUGGAGGCGCUGGUGGGUAAGUGUGGCGAGAAGCUGCUGAAUCCGGACUUUUUGCUGCAGGGAGGAGGCCAACCGUUCACCUCGGAAGACGGUGGAGAAGCGGCGGCCGGAGAGACCAACGGAACCACGAGGAGUAGCCGGAAGCUGGCGGCGGUCGCGGAGAAGAAAGAAUCCGGCAACGGUAAGGUAGAGUGUAAGGUGGUUGAGCCGAAGAAGGAGUCACUCGAGCUGGUUGACUCCGAAGACGGAGGCCCCAAACGGCCCAUGAUUACUCUGUACAGCCAGAAGAUGAAGGGUCUGAAAGACCUGCUGCUGGCGGAGAAGCUCAACACGAACGCCAUCUCGCUGCAAAUUACGGCCCAGAGCCAGGUGCAAGUGGGGGGCAAAAAGUCCCGCUCACAAACGGGCGGGGCUCUCGGCGGGACGCCAAACGAGAACGAGGCCAACACUCGUUCCAAGCGCGCCCGGCGGGAGUAAAUCGAUCCCGCUUGACAACAAACGGAAACAUUCCCAGAGUUCUGUUUUAAAUUGCGGUCGCAGGGUGGACGUGGAAUAGCAUUCAAUGUUGCAUGCAAGUUAGCAUUACGAUGACGCUAGAUGGCAGCGUGAUCGCGAAGAAGGUAUUUGUCGCUACUGUUCUCGUUGCAUGGAAGGGGGAGAUUCCACGUCUGCUCGCCUGCGCGCUCAACAUUGAUCUUUUUGUGAUUAUUUUUAAACUAAUAGUACUACGCGCUCUUACUUGGUAUUCCGCGAGUGCGCUUGUAAAGUGCACCGCGCUUUUAUUCCGUUAAGGUUGAGAUUUGUUUUUUAAUUGUUUCACACUAUCUCUGCAUUCUCGAGCAAGCAUUGUGAUGCUGUUUUUUAAACAAAAAACAAAAAAAAACUUAUUUAUAUUUAUAAUCGUUAACUUAUUCUACCCUUCUUUACACUGUUUCUAUUGUUUCUAUUUAUUGAAGUUUUCGUUGUUGAUGCAUGAGUGCGUGAGCAUUUCUAGCGAGGCGGGCUUCCUUCUAAAGGUAAACAAAAAUCCCGCCUCAAAUGAGCUAUGUCAAAUUUCUUGUUUAAAAGCAAAACUCUAUUGCGACCUCCGACCAAACACAAGAUAAAAUCUAGUCCGGUCUGGAGGUUCGCGCACAAACAAUUACAAAAUGAAUGAAAGAGAAUCGGGUGACGGAUGAGCGGAAGAAAGAGUAACCUCAAUCAUUAGGACACACACACAGGACACAUCUCAAAACACAACAACCGGAAAUUGAAAGUACAAAAGCUUGCUAAAAUUUUCCCUUAGAAAACAAAAUCACGGAAAACGAAAUGUCUUAUCAAAAUUUACCUAGGUAAUGACCACAAACAAAUCUUAAAUUGAACAAAAUAAGAGGAAAAACCACUAAUCGGGUGUACCUUACAUUGGAUAAUAAGAUUUAUAGAAAAUAAUAACAGCAGAAAAAUUGGAAUCGGACACAAGGACAAUUGGAUGCGAAAAGGACAUGGAAUGCAAUACAUUAUUUGGACGAGCGUUACGUGAUUGAGUGGAAUGAAAAUGUUUGGACAGAAAAUAGGAGUUAUGGAAAUAGCAAAAAAAAACUAAAUGUUUUUGUUUUCGAUGUUUGUUACGUACCUACUUGGUGAGCUUUCGAUUGGUAUCAAAAAUAUAUUUUAAAAAUCUAAAUAUUAUCUACCAUAUAUUCAACCUUAGAGUAAUUAAGAAAAAAUGCAAUGAAAUUUUUCGAUUGUAUCACGAUUCAACUUGGUUUAAAGUUGCUAUCAUUGGUUGGUGUCCAGAAUAAACAUUAUAUUGUUUCAAUCACAAACCCAUCAAAAAUAUUAAAAACAGUAAUUCAUGUUUAAAUUAAUGCUUGAAAGUUUAUCAAUAAAUGAUAAAAAUUUAGCACAGACACCAACCAAUGAAAGUUACAGAAUUUUAUUUUUAAUUAGAAAACAUUAAAAAAAAAUCACAGUUCAUUAGGAAACCCUUUUUUUUUGCUUCUCUAAGACAAGAAUUUGAUCUUAGAGAAACUUGCUACACUGACACAUUUAAGAUUGGAAUUUUGUGGUACGCUCUUUUUUAAUAUUUACAUUUCCGAUCCUGAAACAUUCCCGAAACGGGCUUAAAUUUUUCACAAGCACAAUGUUGUUGCAGGCAAUUAUCUUUUGUUUUUAAUUAGCUUACCUAAAUGCCGACAUUUGUAUUCAGGUUUGUUGAAUUUCAGCAAAGCCGUUCUACGCAUAAUUGUCCCAUGUUCAAAAAAGGGCAACUGAGAAAAACGCGAUUGAAAUAUUUUGAUCGAUUUCUGUGUUUCUACGCAUAAUUGUCCCGUGGGUCCAUAUUCGCCCUAUAUGUCCGUAACAUUUUAUCACCCUUAUUCGUGAUCCUCUUGCAGGUAAACAAGAUAAAAUGCUUCGUAAAACUCUUGAUUUCGUGAUAGAAAAUACUUGGUGGGACAAUUAUGCGUAGAAGUUCAACGAUGGGACAAACAGACUUUGUGUUGUUUUCAAUGAUUUUCUAAGCAAAGUAAUAUAUUUUAUGUUUUUUGCUGAAAGUAUACGAAAACUAAACUUAAAAUUGAUGAAAAGUCAGAAUCGUCCAAAAAUGAUAUGGGACAAUUACCCAAACAUAAAUAUUUCUCCUUGCAAAACUUGUAUGCAAGUUGCUAUAAAAAUGUCAAACUUCAGUAAAUUGAGAGUAUGUUAGUGAUAAUUUUUUUAUCAAAAAACCAUUUUUGGAAAGUAGAGAAAAAAUUUCUACAAAUCUACUGAUGCAAGAAGCGAUUUAUUUUCAAACCAUACAAAUUUGCUGCCGGAUCCGUUACAAUAUUUUUUAAAAGGGCGUAGCUCAAAAUUGUGAGGUUUUAAGAAACCCAUAAACUCAAAAAUUAGUAAUAGAAAGCACUAACUGUUUGUAUAACGCCGUAAUAAGUUUUAAAUUUAUGAAAAGAUAUUUCCCGCAUCACUGUUUGUAAAAUUUCGAUUAUUUUAUGUUUUUUUUUACAUAUAUUUCAUCAAAUUCUAAUGCAAUAUUUCUUUUAUUGUGCUAUUCAACAUCUUUUGUACACGUAGUUUUGACAGAUUCAGUGUUUGUCACAAAAAGCGGUCAAAAUAUUUUUUUUUCCAUUGAAGUUCAUGAAAAUGUUAUAGCAAUGGAAUACCUGUUUCAAUAAUAUAUUUUUCCCAUAUCACUUCUCAAAGUAAUGUGAUAAAACAUCACAAUUCGAGCGAACUUUAGUCCUUUUCUGCUGAAUCAGUUAGAUUCCUUAAGAAACAGUCACUUUCCUGUAGUUUUUAACUGUUUUUACACACACUCACUGUACGAAAAGUACCUCUCUUUAUGCCUAGUAUGUAGAAAUAAAUAAUAACACACACACACACACAGCAACAAAGUUUCAACGAUUAUUCCACUUGUAUUAAGAUGGUAUUCCAUUACAGGAAUCUUAAAUCUACCUUUACACUUUUUCACGGUUUUCUAGCUUCUUAAAAAAAAAAUUUCAGAAAGCUGGAACUGUUAAAAGAAGUAAAAAGUCUUGGCUUAUAUAUUUUGCCUUUCUUACUAAAGAAAGGUAUAGUGUUUGCUUUUGGCUCCGACGCCAAAUCAAGCUUCGUUCCCAAAUCAUUUCUCGAGAAAUAUUCAUUCGAAAAAUCUGCAAAAAAUCAUGGACGAUCGAUUUUCGACGCCCGAUCGAUUGACAAUGACAGAAUUCGUCUACCUCCAAUAUCCGAAUUUUGGCGCUUAAUUUACUGUAGAGCACGCGUGACGUCCGUGUGUGGUAAAAAAGUGCUCAAUUUUGUGGUAGGGGGUUUCUCAGAGCCCACAUUAUGGAUUUAAGCUCUCUUGGGCGCAUUUGAAAGGGGAUGUGCUGAACCUGAACCAGUUCCAUACCAAAUUUGAAUUUAUCCAUUUUUUAUGGGGACUCGGAGUGUGUUUUCACCAAAUCAGGCGGUUUUCAAAUGAAAAUUCGGUCGAAAAUUGAAGUAUUGAAAUCGUUUAUUUGUCCAAAAAAUUGCAUUUUUCCAGCCCUACAUCCUCCCAAAUUUUCAUCCAUGUCGGUAAUGUGGUUUUUGAUUUACAGCUUGUGGACUAAUUCACUGUGAGGGGGAAAAACCCCUAAAAAAGGUAAAAGCCAAUUUUCAUCAAAUGCCAAAACUAUUCCUUUGGCAUUUUAUCUAAUUUUUUUUCUCCACAUCAUAAUCUAGACCAUACUCGAUGUUCUGAAACAAAUUUGACCUCAUUUGGAUUUACCGUUCAGAUUUUAGAAAAUUUCCAUUUUUGCCUUUCUUACUAAAGAAAGGUAUAGUGUUUGCUUUUGGCUCCGACGCCAAAUCAAGCUUCGUUCCCAAAUCAUUUCUCGAGAAAUAUUCAUUCGAAAAAUCUGCAAAAAAUCAUGGACGAUCGAUUUUCGACGCCCGAUCGAUUGACAAUGACAGAAUUCGUCUACCUCCAAUAUCCGAAUUUUGGCGCUUAAUUUACUGUAGAGCACGCGUGACGUCCGUGUGUGGUAAAAAAGUGCUCAAUUUUGUGGUAGGGGGUUUCUCAGAGCCCACAUUAUGGAUUUAAGCUCUCUUGGGCGCAUUUGAAAGGGGAUGUGCUGAACCUGAACCAGUUCCAUACCAAAUUUGAAUUUAUCCAUUUUUUAUGGGGACUCGGAGUGUGUUUUCACCAAAUCCGGCGGUUUUCAAAUGAAAAUUCGGUCGAAAAUUGAAGUAUUGAAAUCGUUUAUUUGUCCAAAAAAUUGCAUUUUUCCAGCCCUACAUCCUCCCAAAUUUUCAUCCAUGUCGGUAAUGUGGUUUUUGAUUUACAGCUUGUGGACUAAUUCACUGUGAGGGGGAAAAACCCCUAAAAAAGGUAAAAGCCAAUUUUCACCAAAUGCCAAAACUAUUCCUUUGGCAUUUUAUCUAAUUUUUUUUCUCCACAUCAUAAUCUAGACCAUACUCGAUGUUCUGAAACAAAUUUGACCUCAUUUGGAUUUACCGUUCAGAUUUUAGAAAAUUUCCAUUUUUGCCUUUCUUACUAAAGAAAGGUAUAGUGUUUGCUUUUGGCUCCGACGCCAAAUCAAGCUUCGUUCCCAAAUCAUUUCUCGAGAAAUAUUCAUUCGAAAAAUCUGCAAAAAAUCAUGGACGAUCGAUUUUCGUCGCCUCGUCGUUGAGCUUCACAUGCAGACGCGAGCAAUGCUGGCGCGUGAUGCUGGCGCGUAUAGAGUUUUGAUACUAGAUUACCCCCUUUUAGUGCAAGUUGCUUUAUCGAUUGCUCGUUCAUCACACAUCGCCUAUCAUUAUUUUCUAUGCUAAGCUUCAGUUAACGCAAACUAGACGCAAGCAGCUAUCUGUUCUGAAGCCUCAUGCUCAUUCUUUUGCCUUUCUUUUUUGUUUUGCUCAUUCUCUGAUCGAACUCUGAGCGAACGAAUUUCUGGGAAGCGUUCAAGCUUCCCAUGUGCCAGUGACAACGCACAUCGCGGGUUUGGUUUUCUAGCUUCGGUACUAGCCUUUUUGUGUAUUAGUAUUUUUGUUCAUCGUACCAGCGCACCACGGUGGUUUAUUCGGUACGUUUGCGUUUGUCGUAGUGAAGUCCCACCGAGCGCUCAGUCGUUGUAUGCUUCCCAAUCCCAAAAACGCCUAAAUGCUUGCUUAUUGAAAGCUCUCAAUUUUGCCUAACGCCUAAAUGACAGUUUAGUGAAUUACAGUAGGCGUUUCAAAGCUUUCAAGAACAUUUAUGCGGCUUAACCAUUACAUCGUUGUUUACAACACGGCAAAUUCUCGGGUGUUGAAACACUUUCUGCCAGUUAUUUUGUAACCACUUUAACGCAUUGGAGCAAGACGGAAUUAUUUUGUUUUCUCGUUAAUUUUUAAUAUUUUGAAAAGUGCAAAAAAACACUCAGAGAAUACGAACAAUUUAGCGAUAUGCAGAAAACAUUACGAACAUCGCAAAUUGUGAGCUAAUUCUCUGUCUCAAAAACAAUGUGUUCUGAUUUAAAAAAUCGAAAAUGCUUGUGUGCGAGCACAGUUUACAACCGGCCAUGGCAAAUGGGGCAAAAACCAGCGCUUUUCAGUUAUAUGAAAAAAUAUGGUUGAGUUUCGAAUUGUAUUAUGAAUGGACCAUUCUUUAUAUUGCUAUUUCUUUGAAAAAAAAUAAAAAAAAAUCAACUGCCGUUAACUUCCUUUUGUAAGAAAGGCUCUAUCUCACCCCAGGUGGGAUUAAAUCGGGUUUUUUUAAUUAGUAUUCAUAAAAAAAUCAAACUUUUGAAACUCUGUGUGGGAAGAGAGAUUCAUUGCACAAUACACAGAAGAUUACACAAAUACAGAACACUCGAAGGAGCAAUUAGUUGUGUAAGUUUUUUACUAGAUCAUCCAGACUUCAAUAAUCAAAAUAAUACAAACGAUAGUUUGCAGUCAUUUAGCGCAAUAGUAAACAAAACAAAAACACACGAACUGAUUAUUAUUAUUUCCUAGAGGCAGAUGGUUAAGCUAAUUCUUAUUUUUUAACGAUAUCCACAAAAUCAACAGUACAACAGUGUGCGUUCUUUUUUAUGUUUAAUUAAUUGUCCAACAAGUGUUAGUCGAUAAGUAACCAAGCCGUGCUAUAAAACUAAACUGUAAACAUCAUCGUACUAAAUUUUGCGAAGCAAAAUGCAAAAAGCCAUCGAAACAGAAAACACAAGCAUCAUACUGAUCAUCAUCACACGGUAAAGAAGGUCUUUAUUCUUACCCAGAGGCUAUACCUAGGUUUUUUGAAUUGAUGCACGCUCCCAGAAAGCAUCCACUGGGCUGUUAAAAACUAAUUUUAAACUCUUUAAAAUUAAAUAAGAAGAAAAAACUUUUCCGUACUGGUUGAAUUCUGCAAUCCUAAUUUGUAAAAAUCGCUAUGCGAGGGAAGAGAAAGGGAUCUCAUGCCUGAUAAAGGUAGGAGAAUGUUUGUCACCAGAGAGAAGCAAACGAGAGAACGGAAGAGAGUGUCAAAGAGAGAGCAUAACAUAUGUAAUUUUGUGUCAGAGAGGAAAACUUUGGUGAAGUUGGUAUUCCACUACGGGAAGUUUUGACAUUAUCUGAGUUUCUCGAUUUUUUUUUGAGACUUCUGGGAAAUUUUUCAAUUGACAUUUAAACGUGUGGUAAACAAAUCUGAAAGGUUCACUUGUUUGCAAACCAAGUUUUUUUAUUGGAAUACCACCUUAACCAUUUAUCUUUCUACAAAUAUUUUGAAAGUGUAAAAGUUUAUCCUACAGACAUUGUAUAAUUCUGCAAGUACGCAACCACACCUAGAAACUAUUAAAAUACGCUUCAACAGUUCUUUAAAAAAAAACAAUUGUUUUUAUGUUGUGCCUAGCAAUCGCACCGUUGCGCAAUUCGAUGAAUCCUAGUGUUUGUUUUCCCUCUCUCAAUAAGCGUAAGUUUUAACCUGUAUAAAGUAUAUUUGUAGCGAGUUUCGAGGAGGGAGGAAAUCACAUCAAAAGCAUUGAGAAAAUGCCUAUCAUAAAAGAAAAAAAAACAAAAAGGUAGAAAGCAAAAACAAACACUUAACAAUACAGCAUACUAUUGGUAAUAUAUCGUAUAGUUAACUGUGAUCAGUAUAUGAAAUUUGUUUGGAAAAAGAAAAAAAAACAAUAAUAUUACUUGCAACUGAAAAUAAAACAACACUUCAUAACAACUUUAGAUACCUUGACGAUUGUAAACGAUAAAGAUUUUGCAGAGGAAAACACUGCACAAUGAAUAUACAGAACACUAAAUAAAGGAAAAGAUAAUAGACUUGCAAAAACACAUGUAAGAAAGAGGACAGAGAAGAAUACACAAUAUAAAAUUCUAUAUAUUUUUGAGAUACUAUUCAUAUAUUUAUAUAUUAAAAAUGUGAAGAAGAUAAAGGAAGAGAAAAACACACACAAGACAAAAGCAAGCACUUAACGAAAUGUUUUGGUUUUCUUUGAACAAAAAAAGGUACCAACUAACACACACUUUUUCAAAAUAUGGUAUGCUGCAUAAACAUUGAUUUUAAACACACAUUAGUUGGCACUAUCAGUAGUAGAAGAAAAUUAUCCCAAUAGUUGAAAAUUGAUGUUGAAAUUUGUAAAAUGAGGUUACUUUGCCACGAGAAAAAGAAAACACGAAAUAACUAUUUAGUUUCUAAGCUUAAGCAAAUAACUGAUUGUUGAGUAUGCAAUAACCGGGCCAACGUCCAGGUGGUAAAAUGUUUGGUUUAUUGAAGAAGAAAAAAGUUACAAAAAUCUGCAAUAUAUAUACACAAAACACUCAUAAACACCCAAACUUAAAUAACAUGAAAACAAAAACAACAACAACACAGUGGACAAAAGAAAAACAAGCAGUAAUAGAGCAAAACACAAUCAUUUAUUCACCCCCCGUACAGCAAAUUUCAAUAAUCGAUCCAGUAAAUAUCUAAUAGAAACUCAGCAAACUCACUAAGAAAUCCAGUAACAGAAGCAAACAGUAAAGUGGU